This is a messenger RNA of Monodelphis domestica (gray short-tailed opossum), 3438 nucleotides long. Lineage: Eukaryota; Metazoa; Chordata; Mammalia; Didelphimorphia; Didelphidae. The record is from RefSeq and is a predicted model, not a curated record.
GCUGAAGGAAGAGGGGGUGGUUGCUAAGGAAACAGGAGGACGCCCGCCUGCCCUAGCUGCCGCCUCCGCCUCGGCCUCGGCCUCCGAGAAGGCCUAGCAGUCGCCGCCGUUGCAAAGCAGCCCUCAGGGGGGGGAGGUGGAGGAGAAAGAGAAGGAGGAGGAGGAGAAGGAAAAGGAGGAGGAGAAGGAAAAAGAGGAAAAGGAGGAGGUGGAGGAGGAGGAGGAGAAGGAAGAAGAGUAGGAGAGGGACUGUCCCCUCCCCCCUGCGAUUGAUGUUCUGCGGACCCCCACCCCCGACACGCCCGAGCCCACCCCGCCCCGCCCCCGCCCCUUAGCCCCCGAGGGAAGAAAGCGCAGCAUCGCCCAGGAUGACUUCAGAUGGCCUUUUGGCUGAAUAAGACAACAAGAGCUGAGAUCAGUUGGGGUUAAAUUUUCAUGAUGCAUGAAGCAAGGGACAGGCAGAAAUUCGUCAAUGAUGCUCAGUAUCUGCGGGAUAUGCAGCACAAGGUGGACUCCGAGUACCAGGCUUGCCUGAGAAGACAGGAGAAGAAGCGAGAUCAAUUUUGUAGGCAAGAGGCAAGUUUUGAGAGACCCCGACCUUCAAGUAUAUCUAUAUCAUCUUCCAGACAGAACUUGGUUGAAGAGGAUUUGGGCCCUGAACAAAGAAUUUCAAUAACAAGCAAGGCUUCUGUAACAAAAUCUGAAUCCAAGCUGCCAGCUAUAGACCAAACAUCAGUCAAACAGAAACAGAAAGUUGUCACAUCUUCAAAGAAACCAGAGAAAAAUGUGGGAGGCACCAGCAAACCAUCUCCACCAGCACAGGCACAGAUUUUAUCAAGGAAGAAGAGGCCAAACCUGGGGAGAUUGACAGUAAGCCCAGAAAUGCAGAGUAGAAGACCAUCUGGAGAUAGAAACAGACAGAUCUCAUCGCUGCAGGGAAAAGAGCAAACUCCCAGAGGACCAGAUUCAGUAGGACAACAAGAAGUAUGGUCAAGUGAAACUAAGAUGAAGAGGCAACAAACUCGAGAGAGAAGAAAUUUAGUUCCAUCUUCACAACUAAAUGCAGAUCAAAAAACACCUGAAAAAGUCUCCAAAGACUGGACUGCUCUUUCAUCAGCUCAGCCAUCUUUACCUCUGUCACCAUCUUUCCAAGGAGCAAAUGGUUCCCAGGCAUUGAGUGAAACCAGUGUACCAUCUCUUACAUCUACUAGCACAGUACAACCAAGAAGGGCAUCAGUUAGGUUCAGAGAUGAAGACUUUUAUUCCUUUUUAGAAUUAAACACAAUUAAUGCUAUUGGAGGAAAUGAAGACCCUGAGGAGGUUACUCGUUUAGAAGAAGAAUUUCUACUUGCUGGCAUACAGCCACCAUUUUCUCCUUUUAAUAACAAGAAUAUUGGACUGGGCAGACUAUCAGGAACUCAGAUUGAAAUCCAAAACUGUGAAGAAGAACUUGAAAAUAGCAGGCCUAGUUCAGUAAAAAGGACUGAAUCUGGUCAUCGCUCAUCAAGAAAAAGUAAUUUGAUGGACCCAGCUCCUGAACAGUCCUUGUUAGGACAAAGACUUCCUCGAGAUCUUAAAAUUCCUGAUGGUGAUUCCACUAAGGAAAAUGACUGUGUUGAUGAUGAAAGUGAGAAAGCUUCAUUUAAUUCAUGGAGUAUAAAAGGUGAAAACAGACAAGAAAGUUGUCUUAAUGGAGAGACUUUACCCAAUGAUUGUAGUUUUGUGGAAACUAGGCCUGGGAACCAUACUUACAAUAGAGACAGGCAAUCCUAUGGAAACAGCCCUAGGAAUUCCUUUGAUUGCUUUCCUCCCAAUAGGUCAACAGUUCAUAGGCCAUUACUGAAUUCAUCUUAUAACACCCCAAGAUCUUUACUCCAUUCUGCACAGCGAGCUGAGGUCCCAGCAAACUUAGCCUUGACCCCUGUUGCCCUUCAGGGCUCAGAUUCAGAGGGAAACUCAAGAUUCAAUGGUCGCCGACCUUUAUCACCUAUUAGAAGUAGAAAUCCAUCUGCUACUUCUGAAAAACAAGAUACUUCAUCACCAAUACCCAGUGCAUCUGAAUUUGAUGUCAAGGAAAUAGAAGAGAAGGAUUUAACAAGUCAACCACCUGAGACUUCACUAGAUAUUGAAUAUGUCUUACAAAAUUCACAAGAUGGCUCAUCCUCAAUGGAUCCUCCUGGUUCUCCUCCAUUAAGAAUGAACUUCCGAGGCCAUCUACAUAUGUCUGAGCCAAUGCAAGAGGAAAUACCUUUUACUUUCUUUGCAGUGUCUGAUUUACCAAACCAGAUCGAAGCUGGAAAUAUAAUGGUAGCCUCUGACUCCAUAAAUGCAAAAGAGAAUCAUCAGACAAAGGCAGAUCCUGACAAACUGAAGAAACUGCAAGAGAGUCUUCUGGAGGAGGAUUCUGAGGAAGAAGGAGACUUGUGCCGCAUCUGUCAAAUAGCUGGGGGUUCCCCAACAAACCCGCUAUUGGAGCCCUGUGGUUGCGUGGGAAGCCUGCAGUUUGUUCACCAGGAAUGUCUGAAAAAGUGGCUGAAAGUGAAGAUUACAUCAGGCGCUGAUCUAGGGGCAGUGAAGACCUGUGAAAUGUGUAAGCAGGGCCUGAUAGUUGACCUGGAUGAUUUUAACGUGAAUGACUACUACAGAAAGCACCAACAAUCUCGGGCACAAAAUGAGCUGAUGAAUUCAGGUCUGUACCUAGUCCUUCUGCUUCACCUUUAUGAACAGAGGUUUGCUGAACUCAUGAGACUAAACUAUAACCGAGCUGCAAGAGAAAGGUUAUCAAGAAAUUAUCCACAACCCAGACCCGAAGAAAGUGAAAAUUCGGAUUCAGGAGAUGGUAAUGAAAACAGUGUAUUCCAAAGCAACAGCCGGUUCGUCUAAUAAGGAGGGUGGUCGUGGAGCUCAAUAGGGGACCUCUCUACCCAGCUACCUUCUCUGUGCUCCCCAUUUGUGCCUUCUUUCCUCCUUUUUACUGAAACAGAAACCAUUGAGUAUGCCAUUCACAUUUUUAUUUUACACCCGUCUCUUUCUGGGGUCCGGCUUGAAUAUUUUAAAACAGCAACAUCAACUGACACGGGCUUUGGAAUAACAUGGUGCAAAGCAGUUAGUGGUGAGCCAUCCACUGAUUAUCUCCUCCUCCUGCCCAGCCAGCCCCUCCAACUCCCCAUACACAGUGGGGACAAGCCCAGACAACUGCUGGUUGCUCUGCUCCCACCUUUAAGCUCAGAAGCUGCUGCCCAGGGUCACCUGCUUCCUUGCCUUAGGAGAUAGGCUCUCUGAGAGGACACUUAGCUGCCCUGGUGGGCACAGUGAGAUGUUGAUAUCCUCUCUUGGGCACUGCCCUUCCAGAAAGGAACUUGUUCAGGUCUCCAGUCCACACUGAAUGGAAACCUAGCAGUGGCACAAGCGUUCAGUAAACUGAGUUUAUUCACCCAC